Messenger RNA from Danio rerio (zebrafish), 2699 nucleotides. NCBI's taxonomy places the organism in Eukaryota, Metazoa, Chordata, Actinopteri, Cypriniformes, Danionidae. The record is from RefSeq and is a predicted model, not a curated record.
GACGAUGAUGAUGAUGAUGAGCUCCACUGCGAACACGAGCGAGCGGAGAACCGGAGGAUGGAGAAGCAGAAGAGCCGCAGCCGCGCACCGGAAAACAUAUGAUGUUUUAGCAGCAGCAGUGCGGGCUCCACUUGACGUUUUGACCACUUUUGGUCAUCAAAUAGAAAGAUGGCGCCGUCGGGCUCGCGCAGCUUUGACUGCUGGAGAGUUUUAUACUGGAUCCCCGUGCUGUUCAUCAGUCUGAUCGUGGCAUGGUCCUACUACGCUUAUGUAGUGCAGCUCUGCAUAGAAACCAUUGAAAACAUGGGAGAGAAAACAGUUUACCUGCUGAUAUAUCAUCUGCUGUUUCUGAUGUUUGUGUGGUCAUACUGGCAAACCAUUUACUCAAAACCAAUGAACCCGCUCAAAGAGUUCCACCUGUCACAUGUUGACAAAGAGCUAUUAGAGCGUGAAGACCGGCGAGAAUCUCAACAGGAGAUCUUGAGGAGAAUUGCUAAGGAUUUGCCCAUUUACACACGCACCAUGUCAGGAGCAAUCCGCUACUGUGAUCGCUGUCUGCUGCUGAAGCCUGAUCGAUGCCAUCAUUGCUCCGCCUGUGAUAUGUGCAUUUUAAAGAUGGAUCACCACUGUCCGUGGGUUAACAAUUGCGUGGGCUUUGCCAACUACAAGUUUUUCAUGCUCUUCCUAGCAUAUUCCUUGUUGUAUUGCCUUUUUGUCACUGCCACAGACAUGCAGUAUUUCAUCCAGUUUUGGACUGUUGAUGGUAAAACACAUGAUCGUCUAAUCCAAUAUUUGAAUGGUCUGCCUGAUACUCAAGCCAAAUUCCACAUCAUGUUCCUGUUUUUCGCCGCCUCUACAUUCUCAGUCAGCCUAGCGUUUCUGUUUGCUUAUCACUGCUGGCUUGUCUGCAAGAACAGAUCCACUUUGGAGGCGUUCAGAGCUCCUGCAUUCCAGCAUGGGACAGACAAGAACGGCUUCAGUUUAGGAGCAUACAAAAACUUUCGCCAAGUGUUUGGGGAUGAAAAGAAAUAUUGGCUUCUGCCUAUUUUUUCAAGUUUGGGCGACGGCUGUUCAUUCCCCACCUGUCUAGUGAAUCCAGACCCUGAACAACCUUCUAUACCACCUGGACGAAACCCUUCAGUCAAGAGUGCUGGAGAAUCGCAUCCGUUUCCUCCUAAACCUCUGAGAGAGUCACAGAGUCGCCUGCUGAACAACGGACAGACAGACGGAAGUGAAGACCGAGACAAGCGAGGCACAAGCAACCCAGCCUUGACUAUUGAGAAGGAAACUUAGAAACAGGACUUCUGUGCUUGUGAUCUCUGAUGAGUGAGAUGUUUCUGCUGCUCUAAAAUUGUCUAUCACUGUCCACCUAAAGGCUUGAGAUCUUUCACAAGAGCAAACAGUGCAGGAUUGUGGUCUGUACAUACACGAAGACAUACACGCAGAGUCUCCUUUCCUGCUCGGAAACAGUAUGGCAGAGAAAUCUUAACGUGCCUAAAGAAGCCCACAAAUGUGGCUGAACAUUUGGAAACAUGACCGUGGUGCUAACUAGAAACCACAUCUUAAAGAACAACAACAAAAAAAGUAGACAUUUGUAUGGUAAAUGCCUUGAAUAUAGCUUGUGUGGUGUAGGCAGUGCUGAAAAAGGUUUUUGUGAGUCUGGGAAAUGUUCAGUAUUUAUGCAUGCAUGUGUGAUGAUGGUACUUUGUCGUUUGUCAUGUUUGAAGUGUGAAAACCGAAAAGUGUUUCUGCGCUAAACGUUAUUCAGUUUUUGAUUGAAAUGCAGCGUUGAACUGUUUUGAUUCAUUACUAAACAAAUGCAUUUGCACAUUUGUAAAUAUAAUCUGUUCUAUUUGACAAAGUGUCAAAGAAGAGCUUGUCCGUUACCCUUAAGUCUGGAUCUCAGCUGUAAAGGUCACUUACAAGCAAAACGACUGAUGUAGCAAAAACUGAAGGCUAUUUUUAGUGCUGGAUAUAUUCAGACGAAAGCACGGUUUAUUCAAGUUUUUACCUGACAAGCACAGGGAAGACAAAAAAUGCUCGAUAUGCACUUUGAACAGCGCUUGAAGCUGCACUUAUUUUUCACAUUUCCAAUUGUCUGUUUGUUUGUUUUUUCAUUACAGUUCUGUCAAAUUAAAUAUGCAAGGAGUCUUGUGUCCUUGUGUGUUAUUAAACUGCAGACAUUGUUAAAAAUGACUGUAUAUAUAAAUAUAUAUUCGAAUAUUUUUAGCAUAAUCCUGUUUGCACAAUUAAUGCAAAAAUCAAGAGAUGUGGUUUUGGUAUCAUGUCUGAUUAAUCUAAGGGCUCUAUUAAUGUACUUUCUUAUCUGGAUUUGAUUGCAUGUUAAUACACUUGAUUUUGACUGAGGUGUAACGAAACCUCUGAAAUGCCAAGAGUUGUGGUGUGUUAUCUGUUUUGUAGUUUUUAAGUCGUACAGUAAUUCUGUUCUUUUGAGAUUAGUUUCACGCACCACAUUAAAAGAAACUUUGAUUUCUACUGGUUCUUGCUUUGGUGUCCUUUAGACUGUUGUAGCUGCUUUUGUUAUCUUUGAGAGUGUGAAUGUGAACUUCUGCUGGCUCUCUGCGUAUGUAGCUUAAUGUUUUCACGAAAGUCAGACUCUGUAUGACAACGCCAUUGAAGGAUAUGCCUUGAUGAGUGUUAAUGUAAAAAAUAAUAAAAUGAUAUUUUAUUAAACGCAA